Messenger RNA from Coffea arabica (coffee), 1562 nucleotides. Its product is annotated as AP2/ERF and B3 domain-containing transcription factor RAV1-like. NCBI's taxonomy places the organism in Eukaryota, Viridiplantae, Streptophyta, Magnoliopsida, Gentianales, Rubiaceae. Gene Ontology annotation, biological process: regulation of DNA-templated transcription. Gene Ontology annotation, molecular function: DNA-binding transcription factor activity; DNA binding. The record is from RefSeq and is a predicted model, not a curated record.
AUAACUUCCACCUUGCAUCACCGAACAACAACUUUCAUACUCCAAGUAGCUCUUCUGUCUCAUCUCUCAAAGCAUCAAUAUCUCGUCCCAUUCCAUACACCCCUCUUAAACUUCAUAUUUUCUUCUAACUUCACACCAAAAUCAAAUCUUUAAAGAAAGAAAUGGACAACAGCAGCAUAGAUGAGAGCACUACCAGUGACAACUCUUUUGCAUCAUCAGCAGCACCAGCAUCAUUGUCAAAUAUGUCUCUACCGGUGAAUAUCAAGUCGUCGCCAGAGCAGCAGAGCCUCUGCCGAGUUGGGAGUGGCGCAAGCAGUAUGAUAAUCGAUGCAGAAGUCGGCGUAGAAGCCGAAUCCCGGAAACUUCCGUCCUCAAGGUUCAAAGGGGUGGUUCCUCAGCCUAAUGGCAGAUGGGGUGCGCAGAUUUACGAAAAGCAUCAGAGGGUUUGGCUGGGAACUUUCAAUGAAGAAGAGGAAGCUGCUAGAGCCUAUGAUAUCGCGGCGCAACGCUUUCGCGGCCGCGAUGCUGUCACAAACUUCAAGCCCUUGAAUGAAGCUGAGGAAGAUGACGUCGAAGCUGCUUUCUUGAGCUGCCAUUCCAAGGCUGAAAUUGUCGACAUGCUUCGAAAACAUACUUACAACGACGAGCUGGAGCAAAGCAAGAGGAACUAUGGAUUAGAUGGCAAUGGCAAGAAGGGCUGCAAAGGUAUUGCUGGUCUACACUCGUUUGGUUAUCAGAAGACAACCAAAGCUCGUGAACAACUCUUCGAAAAGGCGGUGACUCCCAGCGAUGUUGGGAAGCUGAACAGGCUAGUCAUACCAAAGCAGCAUGCCGAAAAGCAUUUCCCUUUGCAAAGCGGGAAUACUUCCAAAGGCGUGUUGCUCAACUUUGAAGAUAUGGGUGGAAAGGUAUGGCGAUUCCGAUAUUCCUAUUGGAAUAGUAGUCAGAGCUAUGUCCUGACUAAAGGGUGGAGUAGGUUUGUGAAGGAGAAGAAUUUGAAGGCUGGAGACAUUGUCAGCUUUCAGCGAUCAACCGGAGCUGAUAAGCAGCUUUACAUUGACUGGAAACGGAGGAAUGGAGCGGCCGAGGCCGCUCCUCCGGUUGCUGCCGGAAUAUCAAUCCCUAUUCAGCCGGUUCAAAUGGUUAGAUUAUUUGGGGUGAAUAUAUUUAAGGUACCAUUACCAGUUAACGGUGUUGUAAUGGAUAGUAAUAGUAGUUGCAGUGGUAAAAGAGUGAGGGGAAUGGAGUUGUUGGGGUUGGAGUGUAGCAAGAAACCAAGGGCUAUUGGUGCUCUGUAACUUCCUUCUUUUUUUUUUCUUUCUCAUGUAAUUGUUUUUGUUUUUUAGGAAAGAAAUGGCGGGGAGGAAACUGGAAAGGGGAGUGGGGUGGUGGUGUUGUUGUUGCAAGUUGCAUAGUUUCAAUUGUAUAUUACUACUGUUUAGAGACCGGAGAAAUCUGAAAUUAGGUGCGUGACAUGGUGGAACAAAUCAAUCCAAGAUACAAACGAAAUGAAGAUAGUAUUGUUCAAAGUUUUGAAGCGUUUUAGUAUUAUAUCUUGCGAA